Molecule: messenger RNA, 855 nt
Organism: Branchiostoma floridae (Florida lancelet)
Lineage: Eukaryota; Metazoa; Chordata; Leptocardii; Amphioxiformes; Branchiostomatidae
Exons: 5
Coding region: 225-815 (196 amino acids)
Source: RefSeq, a predicted model, not a curated record
CUGUUAGCUGACCAGGAGCUCCGAUAAGAUAUGCAUGGCUUUGUGCCAAGCCCACAGAGAGGAAACGUAUAAAAGGCCAGAAGUUCUCCACAAGUCUUCAUUCGUGCAGAGGACGCAGAGUGACGCAGCUCUGACAACUUCCGUGCAAUUCUACAGAAUCCACCACCAACCAAGAACAUCGGUGAACAUCUUAAAGUCGACUUUACCUUGCUUCAAAGGACAACAUGCUGAAGACGACAGUGUGGUUCGUCGCCGUGCUCUUUGCCUGCGUUUGGCACGGAAGCAGCGCGUGGCUUUUCUCAAGCUCAAGUUCAAGUUCGGGUUCAAGCUCGGGCUCGAGACCCAGAUCAGGUUGGCCGAGCUUCUCCCAGCUGGAGAGCAACUACCCUGCUUACCCAGGCGUCUUCUUCGGGGGAAGGAGUUGGGAUGAGCUGGUGGACGAUGAGGGUCUGCCCGCCUGGCUGAAGGACGUGACGGACAAGAACACCUGCGCCAUGAGGGUCAGUCGGGCGCUCACUCACUCAGGAAGGCAGAUUGUACCGGGGUCCUGUAACUGGUCCGGCGUGAGAGACAGAGAGCGCCGGCCUUACAUCAUCCGUGUGGGCACCAUGCGCUGUUACCUGGAGAACCAGUACGGUCCUGCUGACGUCACCGGAAGUAGUGAGAGCAGCUUCCGGGGGAAACAGGGCAUCAUCGUGUUCCAGAACUGCGGCUUCCAGGCAGCGACCGGCCACGUGGACCUGUGGGACGGCUCCGACUGUGCCGGGAACUGCUACUUCAGCGCCUGCAGCAACAUCAGACUCUUCGAGUUCUAGGACAAAUCGGUCGCCAUUAAAAAAACGCCAUUAAUCCACA